CACGUACAAAAUGACGCCACUCACCCACUAGGAGCUACAUUCCGCUGUGAGAGGCGAGCGAGCGGCGCGCGUGAGCGGUGCAUACGGAUCCGGAUUACUCACUCGGCUCUUUCGCUCGCACCCCCGCUGUACAAACUCGACGCAGAACGGGCGAAACCCAGGGGAAAUUUUGGAGGGCGUUUUUCAAAUUGUUGUGAAGAAACGCGCAACAACAGGCUUCAGUCAGUCGUAGUGGUGGGGGGAAAGAAAAUUUGAGCUCGAGUGUGCGAGUGUGUGGGUUUUUUUCAACUUGUUGAGCUUCCUCGGACUGAGUAGGGACAUUCUUUUGGAGAUAGUGUCCAGCGAACAUUUUUGUUUACGGAGCGUUUUUGUCUUAGUGAUAGGUUUGUGUUCCCGGACGAACUGAUAGUGUUGAUAUUUUAGAGUAACCUGGCUGCUAUUUUACUUAUUUCCCCCUUUACGUUUCAAACUUCCCCGCCCAGUGCACUGAUAUACACCGUCUCUCCUUUCCCGCUCAUUUUGAAAAAAAAAAUCAUCCUAUAAUACUUUCGGACGGAACAUUUUGAGACAUGAUCGCACACACACCUGUUGUUUGAUGCCAGUUGAAUGACAACUUGGGCCGAAUCGUAGAUAAAAAAAAAUCCACCAAAAACGGAAAUAAACACCGCAGAUUUUCACCGACUGUGAUCCGGCUUGAAGUUGUUUUGUUUUGCUGUUGUUUUUUUUUUUCGUUUGAACGCGUGACUUUUUAGAGAAGGCAGACAAUACAGGUGGAUAACGGAAAAGGCAAAGAGUCUGUAGUCAGUCAGUAGACACUGACAGGACGAGAAGCAGAAUGUGAGCCAUCAUCGCACACACACACACACACACACACACAGACACAGCACGCACGCGCACGCACGCGCAAGCACGCACGCGCUUCCUCGUUUUUCCUCUACUGCUCUGGGAUCGGCGUAGUAUGAUCUUGUCUCAAGACUGAUGGGGCUACAGAUCUAUACUAACGGAUGUGUGUAGCCGCGGAGGGUGGGGAGCAAGCAAGGACUGACUGUGUGGUGUGUAGCUGCUGAUGGCACAUUGCGAUGUUGUGUUUUUCCCACUUGCUGCUGAGUGAGGGAGCCCUUCUUUCGGGUGUGUUGAUGGUUUUUCUUCUCGACUUCUCUCGUACGGUGCCGGUGUAGCACAGUGCUACUCGAAACAAAGCUGACUUGACCACAGGACAAGUGAGGGAAUCAUGUGACCGUCUAUGUCUGUGACGCCAGAGAGCCAACAGUGAACUGGUAGCGUCCGGCGUACCAGGAGAACAGAGCUGACCAUACUUGUUGCGUGCUUCAGUCUGAUCCCAAGGAGAAAUUCUUUCGUGAUUGUUCAAGAGACUCGAAUCUCAUGAAACACGUCAUUCAUCACGUUGUAGGUGAACUUGGCGUAAAAGUCCACCAGCUCACAAUAUAUUAAACUCCUGUUUCGAACAAUUUCGAAGCGCUGAACGGAUAGUUCUAAUACAGAAAAGCUAACUACCAAGUUGCUGCUCUACGGAAUAUAAUUUAUCAUCUCUUUCGAAUACUUUACAAAUGCAAGUCCAGUUUGACGCAUCAAGCAUUAUUGUUCUCGGACAAGGAAUUGGUAGAUCUAUGCAUUUCUGAUAACUUAUGAAAUGAAAACAGAAAGACGAUGUUAGAUCACAAUAAAUGGUCUUACAAAACCGUACAUGCUUUCUGAAAGACUGGUGGAUUUCAAGAGAACUACAUGAUCUGCACUAUAGUGGGAAGUUUUUACCCAGAGAAUAUAUCUGCAGAACAAUCUAGUUUGGAGCCAAUGUCACAGUAGUGACUGUUUUCGAUUAUAAUCCAAAUUUCGUUUUCUGAGUGCUUUGAAAAAAAAAGUGAGCUCUACUCGACUAUUGAUUACGCCAUCACAACUAGCCAGAUCUAUGUCACAGCUGUGACGGCAAUACGACGGCUGGAAUGCAUUGCUUUGUAAACUUCGCUUAUAAUCUGUUACAAUGAGGUUGAGAGAUUUGGUGGCAAACUCUCUCCCCCGAAUGAGGGGGAGGAAGAAGAAAUCUCCACCGGUGCCAGGGUCAGAAGUUAAUCCAGCUGCCUGUAAUGUCGUGGACAAAUGCCAGCAACGCUUUUCCAGCGGCACUCACUACGCGCCCCGAGAAGGCAGUGUGGAAAGAAUGGCGCUGGCAGAAGCCAGCUGGAGAGGAAACGCUCUUUAUAGAGGGAUGGAAACCGAGAGAAGAGGAGGCGUUGAAGUGUCCGGAAGUAGAAUGAUGACGCGGAGCUACACGUCACACGGCAUCGUGGCGUCGCAGAGCGCUGAGGGGUUCCCGUCAGGCGUGGUUAUGAUGUCACAGAGUUACGACGCCAGAAUGGCCGUCUCAGAAUACGGCGGAUCGUCUACACAAAUUGCAGCCAUGUGUGAGACGUCUGCUCGAGUGCCCGAGGUGGCGCAGUACAACCAGGAACAACAACAACAUUUUUACCAUUGUUACGUUCACAAACACAGCCACCAACAUCACCACCAUUACCAUCACCAUCAUCAUGUACAGCCAUCGCAACCCAUGAAACCGUUAUCUCAAAACCAGCAAUUGUGUUCCAACACCCAGCAUUAUCAGACUCACAAAUCGGAGCCUGGAUUUUUCCGCAAAUCCAUUGCAUCGUUCCGUGGCAUUCGCAAACAGAGCAGCAAGGCAAAUAAGGAGAAAGCGAUGGGAAAACAGGCCUCGGGGGAAACAAUGCGCUGUUCUGUUUGCCCGUACCCCGAGGCGGGUGCUUCUGCUGACAGAAAACCUGCAGAUAAAAGACCUGUCAAACCCAAAAGAAAAGGCUUGAAGGGAUUCUCGAGAUCCAAAGAAAACUCAGAAGUGGUAUCUGGUCGAGAAAAAUGCGAUCAACUUUGGUUCUCCGACAACGAGGCUCAGAAUUCGCUCAGUCCUGCAUUGAGGUGUGACAACAGUGGGCCAUAUCAUGUCACUAUGGAAAGAUCUCGAACAAGAGAGUGCUCGGUGGAAAGCUGCUCGUCUCGACUCUACAGUUCUCGUGAAAGCUCGUGUGUUCGAGAGACAGAUUUGACAGGUUUUGAUUCUGCUUCCCUGUCUGGCUACGAAUCCGAUCUUCCGCGAAGUAAAGUUCAUAGGUCAAGAUCACGGAUCAAGACGAAUCCAUGGCUUCCGUCGCCCCAGCCGUCGCUGUCUGGAAGCAGAAGAGCUGGGUCAUGUGAUAUUAGAGAGUCAUGUGAAGAUAUGAUGCUUGUGGAUGACGUCAACGGUCGCACAGUCCCCAGAUCUGCUUCAUUUGAGUGCCAAAGGAGACCUAGCUUACAGGUGUUCACGGGCCGGGAGGGGAAUCACACUUCUAUCCAGCGACACCGGUCUCUGACGCCGAGUGACGUACGGAGUGACCCUUGCUUUGCUGGUACACCCAGGAUACUUUCUCAAUACGACGAAAAGGAAGUCCCUCCAUCGUUCGUCCCGCCAGCACCACCUGACUGUUCAGAGUUAAAUGACCUCAGUUCAGAACCUUCGAGAUCGAGACCCACUUCCAUUGUUUCUCCAAAUUCGGAAUUCGUCAUGCUGGCUGAUAAUUUGGAGCAGUUGGCCAACAACAUCAGUUUUGAAUACGAAGACUUGUUGGACUCAACCUUAGAAAGUGUUUCGGCGUGCCCCGAGGAUGGACAGGCGUCUAUACAGGAACUCCUCACAGACGAAGACAGUAAUGGGCUGAGUACUCCUGGUAGUUCUGGAGAUAGGAAGUGCAAACAGAUGCGCAGUAACAGCGAUUUUCUUAAAUGCUCUGGAGACGGGUUAAGUAACGCGCACAGCCCUGACUCUGGUGUUGGGGGACUCGGCUCAACGGAUGGCGAUGAUCUCUCUUCGCCCCACCGCCAGUCGGAAGGAAAGACUCUGUCAAUGGACUGUUCUUUCUCAGAGACGCCUCGAGCUUUUUGUUUGAAAUCUUCCUGUGCGACGCUUCAAACUUCAAAGGAAAUCGUUAGGACACCUCCCCAAAAUGCGUUAUCCUCAUUCACACCCAAUAACGGUGAUAGCGCGUUAGGAGCUUCAGGCGAUUAUAAAUCUCUAAGUAAAGGAGAUACUGCUUCAUUCCGACUAAACAUCAGCAAAAACAGCUUAUCAGCGGAAGCUGAGGCGUCUGCGGGAGUUUGUGAAUCUGAUAUCGACAACACUUCCUACCAGGACGCCUCGAGCUCAGGCCAUCUUUCGGGGAGCUUAAAGAAAAACGGGUCGCCUCUCUUGAGAUGUAAGACAGAGUCAUCCAAUCAGAACUCUGCUCUGAUGGUUAAUGAACGACUUGAUGCCCCCUUCCAGCCGGCACCGCGGAGAAAUCUGGUUGGGAACGGCAUAGUCAUGGGUUCUCUCAUGUCUGUUCACGAUUUUCGCUCUAACUCAUCUUUGUCCAAGAGUCAAUUAGCCCGACUGUCGGAUCCCUCUGACAAGAGGUCUCCUUCUGCCUCGCGACCCACUGUGCUCAGAACUGGCAGAUGUGGACAAGCAGCUUCGCGCCAGCUGAACAACAUUGAGAAAGUCUCUCCUCAUGAUGAGAGAGGAAGGCCGUGGUCAGAUGAAUUCGACUUUCCACGAAAUAUUACUGUGUCGGAUUGCAUCGAGUCCCCUACUGAUAACUUUCAGUGCGAAGGACAGUUUCCAAGAGUAGCUAACAUGGCUACCCGAGAGGCUCCAGCUAAAGCAUUAACUCGUCAAGGUCACAUCUCAGCAGAUGAGGAAAACUUUGUUCAGAGAAGCUUCAGUCAAGCAGACCAACCAGUCGCCGAUGUAGAUAUCGCUGAAAAUGGAGAGGAAAUAUUUAAUUUAAUGGAGUGUAAUACUGAGAGAAAUGAGUUUGAGCUCAGCGAAGACGUGGCAAACUCUGAGAUGACUGAUGCUUGUUGUCAGACCGAGUUUGACGAAGAAUUUUUGCCCUGGGACAGCCAAGACCCACUCGAGUCUUUAGAUGACGCUGCCAUUGAUGCUUCAGAAAACACACGAAUCUGGCUGUUGACCGGGAACAUGCAAGGCUCUGCAGACACUGGCUACUCAAGUCUAGCUCGGGAUAGCCGAGUCAUCACAGACGAAGAUCUUGUCUUAACAAGCGAGCAGGAAGAGCGCACAGCGGCUGAGAGAAUGUCCCUUGUUAUCAACUCUAGGCCAGGCUCUCAAUGCCGCGUCACAACGUCUCCCUCCAGAAACACUUUGACUUGCGAACCCCCGAAAGAUACAGCUCUUGAAGCUGUCACCGCGUCUACUUCUCUUCCUUGCAAGGAGGCGACAACUGCGAGCGGAUCCAGUAACGACGUUGUUUUGCAGGAGCAGGACGUGACGUCAGACUUUGACGUCCUGGUAGACACAGACAUAAACGGUAACCCAGAGACUUUAUCAAGCUCAAAAUCGGUGACUGCAGUGGCAUGCACCACCCCAGUUCCACCAAAGUCUAUCUCUUCAAAUACUGUAAACGACAUGUUUUCGAAUAUAGAAAACCAAUUCCAAGAAAUAUUCCAGCAAAUGUACCCACACAAAGAGGCAAUGGAUGAUAAUAAGUCCAAGCAUGACUUAUCUGACAGUUCUGACUCGACUUUGAAGUCAUUUGGUUCUCGCCAUUCUGUGCCAGACGUGCAUCAGGACAAUGUGGAAUGUAAUCAGGAUUCAGAAACUGGAGAGCAGGGUGGUGAAAAGGUCACUGGCAAUUCAGAUCCUCCUGUAAGAACUUUAGAUACUUUUCUAAAUCAUGUAUACGAAAACGUUCCCCAUUUAAAACAAACCACGAAGUCCCCAGGAACACAGCCUCUGGUGGAUAGUAGUAGGAGUCACAACGUAGACAUGCAGAGACUCUCUAAUGGUUGUGACUCUUAUAACAGCACUGCAGAUUCUACAAAAUUGUCAUUUCAGUCUGAAAAUGGACUGGGUGAAGGAGCAGUGGACAUACCUUUCAUUGAUGAAGACCCAUUGUCUGUUUCUUCUGGCAUUGAGUUACAGUGCGCCUCAGACGCCGUGCAGUCGAGUGUGGAAGACAAAGCUGAUUACCUGGCGUUUCUGCGCGAUGCUCCUCUCGAUCGGCCACACAUGAAAAGACCUCUCUUCCUCGUGCCAGGUGUUGGUCCAGUGGACAUGUCAAGCUCAAAUCGAGUCUGUCUCAUGCAAGACUCUCCCAGCCCUCGUGACGCAAAACACAAAGAGACCUUGAUGACCUUGCGAGACGACAGGGAGACCAGCAGCCUGGCGGAGCGUGUCAUGCUCCUGCGGCAGGAGAAGGAGAUGGUCUACAGGAAGAUCCAGGAGGCUCAACAGACCGAGGUGUCCCGGCAACAGCAGCAGCUACAGCAUCAGCGAGACCUGCACGUGCAACGGAAACAGGCCUUACUGGAGUCCUUGCAGGAGCUGAAGGGACGCCUGGAGGAGCAGAGUCGGAAGUUACAGGCGCAGUCUGGGGGAAAAUUGUGAGAAAGUUUAGAUAUGCCAAACUGUCUUCUUCCUUAGGAUGAAAAAUACGGCGUACAGCUUUUUUUCUUCUCACAAAUUGUGAGAAAGUUUGGAUAUGCCGAACUUACUUCUUCCUUAGGAUGAAACAUACGGUUUACAACUUUUUUUCACAAAUUGUGAGAAAGUUCAGACGUGUCAAAAUUACUUUUAUCUUUGGGAUUAAAGUAAAUUGUGCAACCUUUUCAUAAAUCGUGAGAAAGUUCAUGGUGGUCAAACUUACUUUUUAAGGAUGAAAAUAAGUUGUACAGCUUUGUUCAAUUAAGUUAUCUUCCUUCGGGAACCAAUUCUCUGCUGUUUAAGCACCUUGUCCAGAAACUUUGACUGCUCUUUGAUUUAACCAAUAGCUUGUCAUUUAAGGGUCAACAAAUUUCUUUGUUCUGUCAAGUACUGCCAUUGAAAUAUAACAUGGACUGUACAUUAUCUCUCUGUUUAACUCUCUGUUUAACACAUCGGGUUUGUUUUCUUUUGCACCGAUGUGUUUAGAAGUUCGUUUUUUUCUAGAUUCAUUUUUAUUUUAAAAUAUUUUUUCUUUUUGUUUUUGUUUGCUUUGUUUCAUUAAGCCAACCAAACUUGAAUGCUGGACAAGCUGAUUUAAUGCCUUGCUACUCAAGGGGCUUUUAACUGAAGCUUCCUAAGCGCUCGUGUACAGGAUAAGUGUUUGGCAAUUUGUUGUCAUUAUAUUGAAUCACAGUUAAUGUUGAUGGUCACAGAAAGAUACUGUAUGGGUUGAGGAUUGGAAAAACCAGAAUUGUGUACAUAGUAUUAAUUGAUAUGCUAA
Aplysia californica (California sea hare) is the source of this 7271-nucleotide messenger RNA. RefSeq lists its product as uncharacterized. The record is from RefSeq and is a predicted model, not a curated record. The transcript has 4 exons. Lineage: Eukaryota; Metazoa; Mollusca; Gastropoda; Aplysiida; Aplysiidae. Bases 2000 to 6454 code for a protein of 1484 amino acids.